AUGUGGGGGAACUCCAUUGAUGUUGAGCUUAUCCAAUUCUCUAAGUUUCAUAUUGAUGUGUUCAUCCAUGUUGUUGGUUCCCCAUCUUGGCGUUUUACGGGGUUGUAUGGUCAGCCUGAUGCUAACCUUAGGAAGGAUUUCUGGCGUUUCUUGGGUAUGUUGGCCUCGUCUUAUGAUGGCCCUUGGUUAUGCGGGGGUGAUUUGAAUGAAAUUAUUGUUGCUAGUGAGAAAGAUGGUGCGGCGUCUAGGCCCAAUUACCUCAUGAGGAACUUCAAACAAGCUUUAUCUGAUUGUGAUCUUAUUGAUUUGGGUUUCUCGGGCCUGAAGUUUACUUGGUGCAAUCGGCACAAAGAUAGCACGUUCACUCAGGUACGUCUUGACCGCAUGCUUGGUAACCCAAAAUGGUUCGAUUUCUUCCCUAGUUUUUCUGUGUCCCAUCUUAGCUUUUGGGGUUCUAAUCAUCGACCUCUUCAUGUCCAAUUUAAUCAUACUAAUGAGGGCAUUAAGGGGCAUGUGUUGCUUAAGUCUCGGUUUCAUUAUGAGACUACUUGGGAGGAGGAUGAGGAAUGUGGGAAUAUUGUUUUUUCGGCUUGGAAUAGCGGUGUGGGGUAUAACUUUGAGACUUUGGCUACUAAAAUUGCUAAUGUUGCCACUAAUCUUGGUCAUUGGAACACUACUGUGUUUAAAAGGCAUCAUCAGGAUAUUAAGAAAAAACAAAAGCAAUUAAAAAAUCUGGAUGCUUCUCUCUCAGCUGCUAAUUUGAAAGAUUAUGUGUCUCUUGAGAAGGAAUUGGAUGUGCUUCAUUAUAAAGAAGAAAAAUAUUGGGCACCCCGCUCUAAGCAGAAUUGGCUCAAGCUGGAGUUCGGGCAAGAUAACCUCGCGGGUGUCUUUCAAGACUCUUUCCAGUCUAUUUUCGAGUCUGGUUCUCCUACUUGUGUUGAUAUGGAUCCUGUUCUUAAUGCUAUUGCUCCCAAGGUCACUUCUCGUAUGAACGAUCAACUGACUAGACCCUAUACUGGCGAGGACGUGAGGAAGGCUCUCUUCCAAAUGAAUCCUUCUAAAAGUCCUGGCAAGGAUGGUAUGUCUGCAGGCUUCUAUCAGAAGUAUUGGGAUAUUGUUGGUCCUGAAGUUAGCUCUGUUUGUCUCCGUUUUUUGAAUGAGGGUGGGCAUAUUAAAGGUAUAAAUUCUACUCUUAUCACUCUUAUCCCGAAAAUUGAUGAUCCUAAAUAUGCUUCGGAUUUUCGUCCUAUUAGUUUGUGUAACGUGCUUUACAAGAUUAUCACAAAAUCUAUGACUAAUCGGUUAAGUGAGAUUCUGGGUUCAGUGAUUUCUGAUGAGCAGAGUGCCUUCCUCCCUGGAUUUCUUAUUACUGAUAAUGCCAUGAUUGGCUUUGAGUGUGUUAACCAUCUGAAAUGGCGUGUUAAAAGUAAAAACGGUGCGUUUGCUCUCAAGCUUGACAUGUCUAAAGCCUAUGAUCGUGUUGAAUGGAGUUUUUUAUGUAUCCUUAUAAGGAAACUGGGCUUUCAUGAGAAAUGGAUCAGUUUAGUUUUGGCUUGUAUUUCUUCGGUUGACUAUGCUUUUAAUCUAAAUGGUGAAAUAUUGGGUAAAAUUAUUCCUGGCAGGGGUCUUCAACAAGGUGAACCUUUGUCACCCUUUCUAUUUCUGAUCUGUGCGGAAGGUUUGUCUGCUCUUGUACAGCGUGAUUGUGUGAAUGGUGCACUCUCGGGUCUCUCUUGUGGGCGUACUGGUCCCCAGGUAUCCCAUCUCCUUUUUGCUGAUGAUAGCCUUUUCUUUUUCAAAGCAUCAGUGUUUGCUUGUCACUGUUUUAAGCAGCUUCUGAAUUGGUAUGGUAAGUCUUCUGGUCCACUUGUGAAUUUUUCUAAGUCUGCCAUGUGUUUUAGUUCUCGGAUUUCUUCGAGUGAUGCUACUGACAUGGCCGCUAUUCUUGGUGUCCCUGUGGUUGUUUGCCAUGAGAAGUACCUUGGUCUUCCCUGUUAUGCUGGGCAGAGUAAGAAAGGUCUUUUUCAAUCCCUCAAAGACCGUAUUUGGAAUAAAUUGUUUAGCUGGAAAUCUCGGUCCUUCUCUGCUGCUAGGAAAGAGGUGCUUAUUAAAUCUGUCAUCCAAUCUAUCCCUGCUUAUUCUAUGAACUUGUUUAAGCUUCCUGCUAGUUUCAUUAAAGAAAUUCAUCGGCUAUGUGCUAAAUUCUGGUGGGGUGGUAAUGUGGAUAAACAGAAAUUACACUGGUGUACUUGGGAGAGACUUUGUUGGCACAAGUCGGAUGGAGGAAUGGGGUUCAGAGACCUUGCCUUGUUUAAUCAAGCUUUGUUAGCUAAGCAGGCCGCAAGACUUUAUUCUAAUCCGGAUUCUCUCGUUGCAAAGGUUAUGAAAGCUCUCUAUUAUCCUACUUCCUCAGUGCUCACUGCCACUAGGUCAAAAAAAUCCUCUUUCAUCUGGAGAUCAAUUUUAUGGGGUAAAGAGCUUUUUCUCUCAGGGGCUAGGUGGCUUAUCAAAGAUGGAAAAAAUGUCUCUGUGUAUCAUGACUGCUGGAUCCCCCGCCUGAAUGGUGAUAGGUCUUGUUCGAAUCAUUUUCUUCCUGAAGAUGCAAUGGUCUCUAGCCUUCUUCUUCCUGAUGGUAAUUGGAAUUCUGUUUUGAUCAAUGAGGCUUUUAAUUUGCAAGAGGCAACUACUAUUCUCUCUAUCCCUCGCUAUCAUCUUCCUAUUACUGAUUGUGUUAUAUGGCAAUUUGAGUCUUCAGGUUUUUAUACCGUUAAAAGUGGAUAUUGGCAGGCCAUUCGUUUGUUGGGGAUGGGCCAGGCUUCAGGCUCUAAUGGAGUUUCGGUGAUAUGGACUAAAAUCUGGCAAUUAAAUAUUCCUGGAAAAGUGAGGCAAUUUUUGUGGAGAGGUGCAAAUAACUGGCUACCUACCUUUUCCAACCUUUGCAAUCGAGGUAUUUCUAUUGCUUCCUUAUGCCCUUUUUUCCUAAAGGGUCCUGAGACUACACUCCAUGCUUUAUGGUAUUGUGAUAGACUGAGUAACUUUAGACACGCGGUUGGUAAUAUUAUACCUGUUCCUCCUUACACUAGAAUGGACAUUUAUGAGUUUUUGUUAAAUUGCUUAGAUUCUUUAUCUGUAACUAACUUUGGAAAACUCAUUGUGUGUUUAUGGCGUAUUUGGUAUCGGCGUAAUAUAUUUGUUAAUGAGAAGACUACUCUUCCUGAUCAUAUGGUUAUUGAGUGGAGCUUGGCAUUUCUAGAUCGUCACUUGAAUGCCAAUGGUGGUUCUUUCCCCGCCAGUGUGUCCUUGAGGGAAACCCUGAAAGUGCAUCGUUGGGAGAAACAAGUAGAGGGUGUUGUCAAAAUUAAUUGUGAUGCUGGCCUUGACCAUGUUGCGAAGAAGGCAGGAGCUGGGGCGGUAUUUCAUGACUUUCAUGGCAUGGUCCUUGCCUCUAGUACGUGGUCAUGGGAUCAUUUAUUGGACCCUACUAUUGCUGAAGCCUUGGCGGUUUUUCACAGUAUUUUGUUGUGCUCAAGACUUGGGUAUCAUACGGUGGUCAUUGAAUCUGAUUGUGCCAUUGUGGUCCGUGCUAUUAACAGUCACAAGAUCGAGCAUUCUUAUCUAGGAUUUAUUAUUAGGGAUAUUCUUGCUUAUUGUAACUCUUUUCAUAGUAUCUCCUUUAAUUUUUGUCCUAGAAUGGCCAAUAGUGUUGCUCACUCUUUGGCUAAGUUUGCUUUAUCUCUUUCUAAUGAUUUUGUUUGGUGGCCUGGAUACCCCGAGUGUAUCAAUGUUGUAAUUCAGAAUGACAUUACUUGA
Molecule: messenger RNA, 3810 nt
Organism: Humulus lupulus (European hop)
Lineage: Eukaryota; Viridiplantae; Streptophyta; Magnoliopsida; Rosales; Cannabaceae
Exons: 2
Coding region: 1-3810 (1269 amino acids)
Molecular function (GO): nucleic acid binding; RNA-DNA hybrid ribonuclease activity
Source: RefSeq, a predicted model, not a curated record